UGGAACGUUUUGUAGCCAGUUUGAUCGCUACGGGCUCUUUCUAGUAUCCCUGCUAUUUCCUGCUGGGACAGAAAGAUUCCAGCGGUCUCGCCUUGGCUUUCCCCCUCCUCGCGCUCUCUCCGCUCUGCGUCGGCGGGAAGAAUUUCCCUUUUAACUCGCUUUCCCCUUUCGGAAGGACCCCCCGAUCGGCACUGCUUGGGCGGCGGGCGAGAAGAAGGAUCGCGCCCCUCAAUUCCGCCUGCACAUCUCCCCGGGGCUGAGCUUUAGAGUUCUUGUUUCCACUGCCCCCUCCCCGGGCAUGCUUUGCUGGGCAGGAGGGUAAGGGGGGGCUUUUUUCCUCAGCGCUGCUGACCCCCUCCGCCCGCCCCAGGCGAAGAGCUUCGCCGGCGCCGGAAAGCCGUGGGUACGCUGGCGGAGGGGGGAACGAAGGAGCGCGGCUAAGAGGAUUUCUCUCUGCCUGGAUUGCAUUGCGGCGGUUGUUGCAAAGGUGGGGGAGAGAGGAUCCUGCUUCCCCCUCACGCCCUGCCGGAUCUUCCUUCGAUCCUCCUGCGAGCAACCGGAGAGCCAGCGCUGGGCUGGAGGGAAGAGAUACCUUGAGGUCUAGGAUGCUGGCGGCCUCUUUUUAAAAAAGCUGGAGCGGACACCGGCCUUUCGAAGACGACUGCGAGGAAACAGCCGGUUCUCCCCUCGAGAGCCUCGAUUUUCGCCUCCGCUUUUCCCCGCUUCCCUCCUCGCCCUUCUGUUUUUGUCCUUCGGGGUUGUGUGGCGCCGCAGCAUCUUCCAAGCUGGAGCACCAUGGAGCUGGAGAACAUUGUAGCCAAUACAGUUUUACUGAAAGCCAGAGAAGGAGGUGGAGGGAAACGGAAAGGAAGGAGCAAGAAAUGGAGAGAGAUCCUCAAGUUCCCACACAUCAGCCAAUGUGAUGAGCUCCGGAAAGGGUUGGAACGAGAUUACAACAGUUUGUGUGACAAGCAACCCAUCGGCCGACUUCUAUUUCGACAGUUUUGUGAGACCCGGGUGGAACUCCUACGGUGUAUCCACUUCCUGGACGCUGUGGCAGAAUAUGAGCUUUCUCCAGAUGAGAAACGCAAGGAAAUGGGAGAAGAAGUCAUUCAGCAGUUUUUCAACAAGGAGUCCCUGGGCUAUAUGGCAGAGAUUUGUGAACUUCUUAUGAACCAGUGCAUAGAAGACGUACAGAGAAUCCCUUGCAAGGAGCUCUUUGGCUGCUGUGUACAGCGGCUGCAUGAAUACCUGGCUGGUGCCCCUUUCGCAAAUUACCAGGACAGCAUGUAUUUUGACAGAUUCCUCCAGUGGAAAUAUCUGGAGAGGCAAUCUGUGACCAAAGACACCUUCAGGCAAUACCGGAUCCUAGGCAAAGGCGGCUUUGGAGAGGUUUGCGCAUGCCAGGUACGUGCUACAGGGAAGAUGUACGCUUGCAAAAAGCUGGAGAAGAAACGCAUCAAGAAGCGGAAAGGGGAAGCAAUGGCUCUGAACGAGAAGCAGAUCUUGGAGAAGGUCAAUAGCCGAUUUGUGGUCAGUUUAGCUUAUGCAUAUGAAACCAAGGAUGCUCUGUGCCUGGUCCUCACAAUCAUGAAUGGAGGUGACCUGAAGUUUCACAUCUACAACAUGGGCAACUCGGGUUUUGACAAUGAGCGGGUCAUCUUCUAUGCUGCAGAGAUUUGCUGUGGCCUUGAACAUUUGCACCGGGAGGGCAUUGUAUACAGGGACUUAAAGCCCGAGAACAUUCUCCUGGAUGAUGAUGGGCACAUUCGGAUCUCAGAUCUGGGGCUGGCCAUCAAGAUCCCCGAAGGUGACACCAUCCGUGGCCGUGUAGGAACUGUGGGCUAUAUGGCUCCUGAAGUAAUUAACAAUGAGCGCUACUCCUUCAGCCCAGACUGGUGGGGGCUUGGCUGCCUCAUCUAUGAGAUGAUCGAGGGCCAGUCACCAUUCCGGGCCCGCAAGGAACGAGUGAAGAGGGAAGAGGUAGAAAAGAGGGUUCAGGAGGACAACGAAAAGUAUUCAGACAAGUUCUCUGAAGAUGCCCAAGCUAUCUGCAAGUUGCUCCUAACUAAAGAUCCUAAGCAGCGGCUUGGAAACAAAAGUGAGGGGGCUGUCCAGGUGAAGCAGCACCCAUUCUUCAGGACAAUCAAUUUCAAGCGACUGGAAGCUGGGAUUUUGAAGCCCUCAUUUGUGCCAGAUCCUCGGGCUGUGUAUUGUAAGGACGUACUGGACAUUGAACAAUUCUCCACUGUGAAGGGUGUCAACUUAGACCAAACCGACAAUGAUUUCUAUGUCAAAUUUGCCACAGGCUGUGUCUCAAUCCCCUGGCAGAACGAGAUGAUCGAGACAGAAUGCUUUAAGGAUCUCAACAUCUUUGGACCAAAUGGCACCCGAUCCCCGGAUCUGGACUGGAAGCAGCUCCCUGACCCACCCAAGCGUAGCCUCUUGCAGAGGCUCUUCCGGCGUAACCCAAGUGACUUCACCAUCAGCACCAACGUACAUUCCAAUCUGUCGGCAGCCCCCUCACCAGCUUGGCCCAUGGCACAGGCUCCCUCCUGACCUCUGGAACUAGCACUCAUCCUUUGCCUUCUCAGGGUUGCCUUAGGCUGAUAUAUGGAAGUUCCUGUCUUGGGCGAGGCUCUGUUACUGCUGGGAGCCAAAGGAACACAGCCUUCCAAUUGGCAGGGCAGCAAUGGUCCAGAAGACCUUUGCCACCUUCUGGUGCUGAUGUAGAUUGGGGGCAUGGAGACUCUUCUUGUCCAGAACCUUGGCUGCUGCUUGUUGACAGGGUCUUCCUUCAUCUUUGACUGAACAGGGAGUAUCCAUGGCUCUCCCCCAUUUUCUUUGUCUCAUCACCUCCUGACCCAACUUUCAUGGGAGAUCAACUGGGGAUAUGUACCUGAGAAGGAAGGAUUUUAAAACAGAAAGAACUACCAAUGACACCUGAAGAUGGCAGAGAUGAGGGCUGGAGUCUUAAACUAGAGAGAAAAAGAGAAUGCACAGCUUGGACAAAAUUGCAAUGGGGAUGAUAAAGACUCCCCCCCCCUUGCAUUGGCAUUUCCAGAGACUGGUGGAUACGUGUGUGUUGGUUUGUGUGUGGAUGUGUAUUGAAAGUUCAGCUCCUUGGAGUUCGUUCAGGGUUUUUCCAGGGAUCUCUCCCACCCACACCAUCGAUUCUACAGCCUGGGUCCAUUGCAAAGCCAGAAUACGGAAGACAAAGUUGAAGAGCAAUUGGUUGUCUUUUAGGACAUCAUUUCUUGGCUGGUCAUCCUCCAGCUCUGCUGGACUGUCCAGCCUCUCUAAUCCCUAAACAAUACAGCCUUUAGACCUGACUGUUGGGCGGGGUCAACUGGAAUCCAGGACACGUGGAAAUCUUCAGAUACAGAACGCUGCUUUACAGGCACUCAACAGGAAAAGACAGAGAGGUGAGAUGGAUGACACCUCAGUCUGCAUAAAGGCUUCAGUGUUCCCAAACCCUGGCUUUAACCUCAACCUGCAGUGUUGAAGAUAUAUAUUUUUUAAUCCUACAUAUUUUAAUUUUUAUUACAAUUGUUUCUGUAGGCCUGCCUACUCAUUUAUUUUAUUUCAUUUCCUUUCUGUCUCGGCAUUUUCUCAUUCUCACAUGAACUUUCCUUUUUCUCUCUAUGCCAACCAGCCUAGUUGGUUCCUGUUGUAUGCAGGGUCUACCCUGAUUGUGAUCAUAUGCUCAAGGACGAUGGAACCUGGGUCUUCGCUUGUUUGCGAGCCUGGUUUCUGGCAUGCCACCACCCAAUGUGGGUCCAUGGACCGAGGGUUGGGGACGCCUACCCUAAUGUAUUUCAUUUUAGGGAAAAAAGGAUCAUUUUGUUGCUGCUAUUACUAAAUAAUUGGAAAUCCCUGUUGCUUCUUUUCUUUGAAAGUGAUAGCAAUAAUGAUGCAGAGAGAAAUGCACGAGGAGAGCAUUUCUCUCUAAGUAAGAGAAGGGGAAAGGACAAGAGCGGAGAGGGCAGGGAAGUCCCACCAUAGGAAACUUUGUCCCCAAAUUUCUCCAAACCCAAUCAGGAAACAGGACCCUGGAGCUGUGUGAGAAACAGUGUGGAAGUUAGAGACUUAUAGCUCUCCAGAGGCUGGGUGGGGCACAACUCUCAGCAUCUCUUACCUUAGCCCUUCCUAGGUGGAAAUUGUCAUUUAACAACCUCUGGACAAGCUAUAGAUUUUCUAGUUCUAAACAGGGUUAGGUUGUCUUUAGCUUAUAAUAUACCUACUUUAGUGCUCCAGUUUAACCCUGUUUCCUACGUAUCUUCACUUCUCUGCCAUUUGUUUUUAUGAUCAUAGGAAGCUCUAAAUCAGGGGUAGUCAACCUUUUGAAUACCUACCGCCCACUUUUGUAUCUCUGUUAGUAGUAAAAAUUUU
Thamnophis elegans (Western terrestrial garter snake) is the source of this 4392-nucleotide messenger RNA. RefSeq names its product G protein-coupled receptor kinase 5-like. The record is from RefSeq and is a predicted model, not a curated record. Gene Ontology annotation, biological process: regulation of signal transduction; protein phosphorylation; signal transduction. The transcript has 16 exons. The coding region runs from base 796 to 2559 and encodes 587 amino acids. Lineage: Eukaryota; Metazoa; Chordata; Lepidosauria; Squamata; Natricidae. Gene Ontology annotation, cellular component: cytoplasm. Gene Ontology annotation, molecular function: ATP binding; G protein-coupled receptor kinase activity.